Molecule: messenger RNA, 1939 nt
Organism: Pelmatolapia mariae (spotted tilapia)
Lineage: Eukaryota; Metazoa; Chordata; Actinopteri; Cichliformes; Cichlidae
Gene: vegfc
Product: vascular endothelial growth factor c
Exons: 7
Coding region: 268-1524 (418 amino acids)
Biological process (GO): sprouting angiogenesis; vascular endothelial growth factor signaling pathway; positive regulation of angiogenesis
Cellular component (GO): membrane
Molecular function (GO): chemoattractant activity; vascular endothelial growth factor receptor 3 binding; growth factor activity
Source: RefSeq, a predicted model, not a curated record
GCUUUCAUCCACAGCGGGGUUCACACACACACACACACACACACACACACACACACACACACACACACACACACACACACAGGCCCUCCAAGGAGAAAGUACUGGACCUUGCCAAGAAGACAAAGGAGAGCGAGAGAGAGCGAGCGUGCGUGUGUUUUCAGCGACAAAAAGAGGGGAGCGCAGAUACUGGGGAGCUUUCUUUUUUUUAAAUUCCACAUUUUUUAUGAUUCUCGGAUCAUAAACACUUCAGGAGUUGCUCAUAUAAACAUGCACUUACGAGGAUUUUCUCUUUUACUGGCAUACCUUCUCAACACCACCCUCGGCAGCGCAUUGAGUCACAACGACUAUUAUGAAUACUACGAGCAGGAGCAGCUGGAUGAGCCGGACACUUCACCAACGCCAGACUUGGAACAGAGUUUGCGUUCAGCCUCCAGUGUAGAUGAGCUGAUGAGUCUCAUUUAUCCUUCAUACUGGGCUGCUGUGAAGUGUAAAUCCAAACUUUCUGCUGCUGCAUCUUCAUCCUCCAAACUCUCCCAGCAGUCACAGGUCCGUCAGCUCAGGCCACUGGGUGAUACAGAAGAGCCAACAUUUGCUGCUGCCUACCUCAACUUGGAUAUCCUGAAAAGUAUAGAGUCAGAAUGGAGGAAGACUCAGUGUGCUCCCAGAGAAGUGUGUAUUGAUGUGGGGAGAGAGUUUGGUGCUCCUACCAACGUCUUCUAUAAGCCACCAUGUGUGUCCGUCUACAGAUGUGGAGGAUGCUGCCACUCUGAGGACAAACAAUGCAGGAAUAUCUCCACUGGUUACCUCAGCAAAAAUCUGUUUGAGAUCAGAGUGCCAAUCACCCAAGGGACGAAACCAGUGACCAUCAGUGUGGCCAACCACACCCAGUGCAGCUGUCUCUCCAAACUGGAUAUCUACAAGCAAGUUCACAGCAUCAUCAGAAGAGCAUUGCCUGAGUGUCCAUUAGCCAACAGGACGUGUCCUCUUGGUCAGACCUGGAGCAACAGGCAAUGUAGGUGCAUCAGUAUCACUGCCAGUAUGCAUGUCAAUCCUCUUCCUCCACUAGUGUUCCCUACAAAGCCCUCCCAGCAGCACACUGACAUAUUCUCAGCAGAUUUAUGUGGCCCCAAUAAGAAACUGGACGUGGAAAGUUGUCAGUGUGUGUGCCACCAAACUCAAGACUGUGGUCCUAACCAUCACUUGAAUCGCAAUACCUGCCAGUGUGUUUGCAACUUGCCACCUAGCCUAUCCUGCCCACAGAACCAUGUAUUCAACAAGGAGACCUGUCAGUGCACAUGCAGCAAGACAUGCCCAAGACAUCAGCCUCUCAACAAGGCAAAGUGCUCCUGUGAAUGCAAUGAGUCGCCAAAUAAGUGCUUCCUGAAAGGAAGGAGGUUCCACCAAGCCACAUGCAGUUGCCUCAGGCCUUCCUGUGAAGUAAGAAGGCGAAGGUGUGAACCAGGUUUCUUCUUCAGCGAUGAAGUAUGUCGCUGUGUUCCAUCCCACUGGAGAAGGCUAGACUAACCUCCAUGCUAUGGGACAUUAACAAGAUUAUAUUAAACUUAAAAAAAAAACAAUUUAUCACCCAUUCUCCUCAGAUCUGCUGGUCAUAAGUAUCCCUAUUAGAUGUGGGGGCAGCUAUGUGUGUGGGCCCUAAAAAAUGUGGGGAAACCUUAGUGAUUAGGAUGGAGAUAUGGGAAACUGAUGAGUUGAAGGUGAUAAAUGCACUGAUUUUGAUAUAAAGAUAUUUUUAUGGGAGACUGAUCUGAGAUGAACAUUGGAAGGAAGGACACUUUUUCUAAGAUACUAAGUAAUUUCUUUUAAAAUAUUUGAGGGGUUUUUGUAUCAAUUAUGUCGCAGUAUUCUUAUGUCAGAUAUUGAUUAUAUAAUUUAUUAAAGGUUAUUUUUCAACUUUCUUGCAAUUUCUGUAUUUUUCAUA